Messenger RNA from Adineta ricciae, 3747 nucleotides. Lineage: Eukaryota; Metazoa; Rotifera; Eurotatoria; Adinetida; Adinetidae. The record is from the annotation of a GenBank genome assembly.
AUGUUUGCAAUAUUUUUAUUCAUUUUACUCAUCUUUUCCAAAACACCGGUGAUCAAAAUGUUCAACCUCGACAUAAUUUCUCCUGAUUUUCGUACAGGUCCAUCGGGUUCUCUGUUUGGCUUUGCUGUUGUAUCAUCGUCAACUAAACAGCAGUGGUUUUAUGUCGGUGCACCUCAAGCACUACUCGCUCGACAACGAUCAACUUCAGUUAUAGCCAAUAGUACCAAUACAGUACCAAAUGGUCGUUUAUUUGGAAAUGUCUUCGAAUGUCGUAAUGGAACAAAUGAAUGUCGCGCCAUACUCAGUGAAGAUGACUUGUCGCAAUCAAUGCCGUCGUUUCAUAAUGUACUUGAUGACGCUUGGCUUGGUUCAUCAGUCAUUGCGACGUCCAAUGAUUCACUCGUCACAUGCGGAUAUCGUCUUAUGCGUAAUAUCAGUAUAGAUCGAUAUGAUAGUCGUGGCGGUUGUUUCAAAAUUUCCGCAGAUCGUCGUGAUAUAUCCUACUAUGAUUUUUGUGAACAAAGCUCAGAAACCGAACUAUUGCACGAAGGAAGCGCUCUUUGUCAGAGUGGUCUUAGUCUAGCUUAUAUGCCGGCCGGAGGAGGACGAUCGGAUAUUAUUGCAUUUGGUGAACCUGGUGCUUUUCAAUGGUCUGGUCGGAUUGAAGCUGAUUAUUCUGAUACACUUCUUCGACAAUUGUACGUUUUUAAAUCGACUUCUUCAACACCACAACCCUACAGUUAUCUUGGUUAUUCGGUAUUAAUUAUCAAAACUAAAAGUCGGGAUAUGAAUGAUCGAUCAUAUAUUUUUAUCGCAUCGGCACCACGUGCUUCCAAUGGUCGAGGAGAGAUACGUUUUUUUACAAAACGUUUUGUUUCAUCCCAUACAUUUGGUUAUGACACAUUGCAACCGAUCUUUCAUAUGAAUAAUAAUCGAUCUGUACCAUUAAUGUUAGUUGGUGAACAAACUGGAAGUUAUUUCGGACAUACAUUGACUGCGGGAGAUUUAAAUGGCGAUGGACAUACAGAUCUUGUUGUUAGUGCACCAUUUUUUUAUUCGAAGAAACCUUCGUACGGUGGUGCUGUUUAUAUCUAUUAUGGACUAAAUGGAAGGUUUUCUGACGAACGACGCGAGAUAUUGCAGGGACCGGCAGCCGAAUCACGUUUUGGUUUUGCCGUUGUUUGCAUACCAGAUCUAAACAAAGAUGGAAUCGAUGAUCUGGCUGUUUCAGCACCAAGUGAAAAAGAUGAUGUUCAUACCGGAAGUGUCUAUAUCUAUCUCGGUUCUCGAACAAAUAAACUGAUGAAAUUCACACAAAAAAUUGUUCCAAGUCAAUUAUUAUUGAAUACUAAACAAACAGUCAAUAUCAGUGAUUUUGGGUUUUCGUUAUCCACGCAAUCUCCAUUCAAUUCUCCACUUUCGUUCUCAUCUUCAUUAUCCACAUCUUCCAAUUCGACCAUAUUGAUCGAAUAUCCUUCAUUGAUUAUUGGUGUUCCGAAAGCCAAUAUGGUUUAUAAUUUAAGAUCUCAUCCAUUAGUCAAUGUGAAUGUUCAAAUUGAGAAUAUGAAAGAACUGCAAGCGAUUCGCUAUAGUACUGAAGAUCGCCAUUGUAAAUCGAUCGAUGGAACACCAGUUGUUUGUUUUAGCGUUCAGAUAUGCGUGGAAUCCAAAGAUAAACUAGCACAAAAUUUAAUGAUUAUUUACACAUUAACUGCAGAUACUUUGUUCACAAUUGGUCGAAUCCUAUCGAAUAUCAAUCAUUUACCAAGUGUAACAACCAAGCAACUUGUGAAUACAUGUGAAAAUCAAACAUUUUUUGCAAAGAGUGGAAAUGAUGAUUUCUUAACGCCAAUUCAUUUCUCAUUGGUUUAUAAUGUUUCACAAGAUCGAAAUGAACUUCGAUCAAAAACAUUUCUUGCUGAUGUUGCUCUUCCGAUGAUUAAUGGAACUGAAGAUGAACGAACGAAAAAAUUUCAAGCGAAUUUCUAUAAAGGAUGUGGCAAUAAUGAUCAAUGUAUAACUGAUCUUCAAUUAACUGCAGAAUUCGUCAAUGGACAAAAUAUCAUUUCUCACCAUGACUCAACAUCGAAUCUUCCUGUACUUGGCUUUGAUUCAGAAAUUCGCAUUCGACUUGUUCUGGCCAAUGUACCAGCCGAACCCAACCGUCGACAAGCAGAUCCAGCAUUUGGAACGAAAAUUGAUGUAUACUUCCCAGCAUUCUUCGUACAGUUUUCACAAGCUAUUAUGGAAGAUAAAAGUUAUUCGUGCCAACCGAUACUUGGCAAUCACGUUCGAUGUAAAAUGACCGAUUUCUUCAAUAGACCAUUUCCACCAGAAAAGAUUUCGAUUAUUGAACUUAUUUUUACAUUAUCAAAUGUUUCAUUGAGUAAUAUUUUACGUUUUGAUUUUCAUUCGACAACAUUAACAAAUGAAACGAAUUUGGAAAAUAAUAAUGUGGCAUUAACAGCCAAAGUUUUGUUGAAAACUGACUUAAGUCUACGUGCAGGACAUGAACCAGAGCAAAUUUCCUUGACGGGCGAUGGAACACUCGGAUUAAGUUCAGUGAAAACUAUUGAACAAUUUGGAAUGGAAGUAACACAUGUUUACACAAUCAUAAACAGUGGUCCAAAUAGUGUUCGUUCGCAUAAUGUAACUAUCUAUUGGCCAUAUGAAACAUUAGAUGAACAGUGGGAACAUGGAAAACUUCUACUUUAUCUCGUUGACGAGCCCAUUCUUGAAGUCUCUUCAAGUUUAUCGAGUAGCGGAACGAAAAUCGAUGGACAUUGCGAACGUUUGGCACAAUGGCGUGAUCAUAUUCAUAUACUUGAUUCACUUAAUCGAACGUCAAUUACUAAUCGAAAACGUCGUGAUGAACAAAAUUCAGAAAACGGAAUAGACUCCAAAGCUUCAUUAGCGACAAUCAUCACAUCACCUAUCUCAUCCAUUAUGCGUUCGUUAACGUUGUCCUGCGAUCCAAACUAUCAAAACGUUCGUUGUUAUCCAAUCUACUGUCAUAUCAAUAGUCUUUCGGCACAAAACUAUUAUUUCAUUAAACUUCGUGCUCGAUUAUGGAACAGUACAUUAAUCGAAGAAUAUAUCGAUAAAUAUGAUCGAAUUGACAUUCAAUCAUUUGCAUCAAUACAUAUUAAUGAUGUACUUAUACAUCAAACAUCAACGGACAAUGACAAUGCUACUGCAACAACACCGGUUGAGUUUGCGAAUCGAUCGGAUAAAAUCAUUGUACCACGAUUACCACUUUGGGUACCGCUAGUCGGAGCUAUGGCUGGUCUUAUCCUUCUCGUCUUUAUCGUCAUUGUUUGCUGUCUACUUGGUUUUUUUCAACGAACGAAAGCUCCACCAAUAAAAAAGAAGCCGACAGCACUUCCACUCGAUGGCACCACAACGAAUAGCUCUAGUGAUGAACACCAACGGAUCCUUCUACGACAAGCCCAUCGUCAACAAACUUUCUAUCCCUCAUCAACAACGAAUUCAUUCAAUGAAGACAAUUUCUUAUCUCAACAAACAACGAUUCCGUUGAUACACUCAAUACCCGAAGUGCCAUCUGCUGAUAACCCAGACAUCGAUGAAGAUGAAGAAGAUGAUGACUUAGUUCACAACAAUCUUGGAAAUCAAUCAGACAUCGAAGAAGAAGCACGUUUUCCAGUCGAAUAUGAUGACGAUGAAUAUUCAUCGAAAAUGAAUGAACCUUUAGUAGAUGUAGAAUCUAUCAAUCAAUCAGUGAAGUAA